AGCUGCAACUUUUGUAUGAACUUCGAAGUUGAAUAAUUGUGAACGAGACGCAGGGGAAACGGUGCUGCUGCUGCUGGAGUAGAUACGAAAACACACAGAAAAAACUCCCGGAAAAACAGCAGGAAUAACGGCCGCACACAGACUGCGCUCAGCUGGCGAUUAUUACGAGGCGGAGAGACGCUCGUGUCGGACUUUUAUCGGAAGGUUUUGUUGGAGAAGAGAUCGCGCGAGGUGGAGAGGGAAGAAGUUCUGCAUAAAGGGAUGAGAGGAGGAAGGUCUGAUCACCUAAUGGUCGCCACACAUGCCUGAAUCAAGCUCACUUUAAAGUUCACUUUCAUCCCGUUAUUGUCAUCGGUCCUCCGUUCUCUGGCCUCUCCAGCUGAGUGGCUGCCCAUGUUUCCUAAGCUUUGUUAUUUCAGCUACACUGCGGGCAUGCUCCAGUGCUGAGCUCCGCCACUUAGCCGUACCAUGACCAGUCUAAAGCGUUCACAGACCGAACGCUCUGUGGGCGGCUCUGUUCCCGCCUCUGAUGAGUUUUAUACUCGCCGUCUGCGCUUGCCCAAUGGAGGUGCGCCGCCCCCUCGUAGUGAAAGUACACACUUGACUGGCACGCCAGGAGUUCCCAAAAUGGGCGUUCGAGCACGGGUUGCUGACUGGCCCCCCAGGAAAGAUGGUGGCAGUGGAGGGAGUGGAGGAAGUGGAGGCAGUGGUGGAAGUAGUGGAAGUGGAGGAGGAGGAGGAGGAAAUGGAGGUGGGGUUUGGCACAUCACAGUGGAAACUGAUUCCCCAUCGACUACCACAGGAAGCGCCCAGAGCAACUUGUCAAGCAAACUUGGCCACCUGAUCAGCCCUCAGGACUCAUCCAUGCUGCGUAACAUUCACAACACGCUGAAAAACAAGAUGCAGAGCAAAGGCAAAGACAAUCGCUUCCUGUCACCUGAUGGCUAUCUUGGAUCGCCACGCAAGGGCAUGCGGCGUAUUCGGCAACGCAGCAACAGUGAUAUCACUAUUAGUGAACUGGAUGGUGAUGGAAGCGAAGGCUGGUCUUUUUCAGGAUGGACCCCCAUGCAUCGAGAGUAUGGCAGUACCUCGUCCAUCGACAAGCAUGGUGUGUCCGGUGAAAGCUUCUUCGACAUGCUCAAAGGCUACACGACAGAUGCUCCGGACCAGCGCAGUCCUGCCCCUGAAAAGCUAAGUGAGUUAUUGACAGUCGCCCAUAAACAGACAGCCCUUGACUUGCCCGAUGGACCUCUUGGACCUCCUCGUGGGAGUCCUGCCAGUCGCCUGAAAGAAAGGGAAAAACAAAUGAAAAGGCGCUCGAAGUCAGAAACUGGUGGAGAGUCCAUAUUUCGGAAGCUGCGGAGUGUCAAAGCCGAAGGCGAUUCGUCACGUGCGGGUUCAGAUGCAGAGGAUGGAAAGUCUGAUGACUUGGGUCCUCCUCCAAAACCAUGGGUCUGCCAGAAAGGGUUUGCACACUUUGAUGUCCAGAGUAUUCUGUUUGACCUGAAUGAGGUCGUGCAGAGUCGGCAAAGUGCCGCCAAGCGGAAGAACACCACCACUGGUGCCUCUGCUGCUGCAGCAGCCUCGGCCUCCAACACUUCAUCUCUCUCGUCCACCCAAAGCGGGGCUUAUGGUUCCCCUUGUGGGAGUCAGGAAGAGCUCAGUGUCAAGGAUGGGCCUUCACUUGACUCAGGUGAUGACAAGAGCAAUGAUUUAGUUCUCAGCUGCCCAUGUUUCCGGAAUGAAAUUGGCGGUGAAGGAGAGAGAAACAUCAGUCCUUCAAAACAGGGCAGUAUUGGCAGUGGUGCCUCCAGCUCUUCUAGAGAUGAAGAAGGAUCUCCUGAAAGGGCUCCCAACACACAUUUUAGCAAUGCUGGGGUGGCUGUUCUUGAGGCCCCCAAGGAUAGCAAGAGUCUCCACCAUGAUCGAGGAAAGAGCAACAUACUUGAACAUGUUGACUUGGGCGCCUAUUAUUACAGGAAGAACUUUUACUUGAGAGAGCACUGGAACUACUUGGGUGUGGACGAGACACUGGGACCAGUAGCUGUCAGCAUUCGUCGGGAGAAAUUGGAAGAUCACAAAGAGCAUGGCCAGCAAUACAACUACAGAAUCAUCUUCAGAACCAGCGAGUUAACAACCAUACGGGGCUCCAUUUUGGAGGAUGCUGUGCCCUCCACUUCCAAGCAUGGCUUGGCUCGAGGCCUGCCGCUUAAAGAGGUGCUGGAUUACCUUGUACCUGAGCUCAAUGCCCACUGCCUCCGACUGGCUCUCAACACACCCAAGGUCACAGAACAGCUGAUGAAACUGGAUGAGCAGGGGCUUAGUUUCCAGCUAAAGGUGGGAGUUAUGUACUGUCAGGCUGGCCAGAGCAGCGAGGAGGAGAUGUACAAUAAUGAGACAGCAGGCCCAGCUCUAGAAGAGUUCCUGCAGCUGCUGGGAGAAAGGGUUCGCCUUAAGGGUUUUUCAAAGUACCGUGCCCAACUGGACACUAAAACGGACUCUACUGGAACACAUUCGUUGUAUACAACUUUCAAAGACUAUGAGAUCAUGUUCCAUGUGUCUACAAUGCUGCCGUACACACCCAAUAAUAAACAGCAGCUUCUAAGGAAAAGACACAUUGGAAACGACAUUGUCACAAUUGUGUUUCAAGAGCCUGGAGCAAAACCCUUCAGUCCCAAGAACAUCCGCUCGCACUUUCAGCAUGUCUUUGUGGUUGUACGAGCGCUCAACCCGUGCACUGAAAAUGCCUGCUACCGUGUGGCAGUGGCUCGCUCACGAGAUGUACCUGCCUUCGGACCACCGAUUCCUGAGGAUGCUACAUUCCCCAAGUCCACCGUAUUUCGAGAUUUUCUGUUGGCCAAGGUCAUCAAUGCUGAAAACGCAGCUCACAAGUCGGACAAGUUCCGGGCCAUGGCCACUCGAACACGGCAGGAGUAUUUGAGGGACUUGGCUGAGCGGCAUGUUACAAGUACACCAAUUGAUCCCUCAGGCAAGUUUCCUUUCAUUUCUCUGGCCCAUAAGCGUAAGGAGAAAACACGGCCAUACCUUGGUGCAGAGCUGCGAAGCCCAGGGGCCAUCACUUGGCCUGUUUACGCUGAGGAUCAUGGGGCCGGAGGAGAACUGGAGGCCCUACUAGCCAUUUCAAAUGACUUUCUAGUGCUGGUGGACCCAGAAGCCAAGGCUGUUGUCUUUAACUGUGCUGUCCGAGAUGUGAUUGGUUGGACACUGGGAAGCCCUGCUUCCAUGAAGAUCUUCUAUGAACGUGGAGAAAACAUCUCUUUGCGUUCAAUGAACAAUAAUACAGAAGACUUCCGGGAGGUUGUUAAACGUUUAGAGCACCUCACUAAAGGCUGUGAAACAUCUGAGAUGACCUUAAGGAGGAACGGACUGGGCCAGCUUGGCUUUCAUGUUAACUAUGAAGGCAUUGUGGCAGAGGUGGAGCCCUAUGGCUACGCCUGGCAAGCAGGGCUGAGGCAAGGCAGCCGAUUAGUCGAAAUUUGCAAGGUGGCUGUGGCAACACUUUCGCAUGAGCAGAUGAUAGACCUGCUCCGCACAUCAGUCACUGUGAAAGUUGUCAUCAUUCCACCCCACGAAGAUGCCACACCUCGCAGAGGCUGUUCAGAACUGCACCGCAUGCCAGUAGUUGAAUACAAGGGCAGCAAUGAGAGCGGCUCCUUCGAGUACAAGUUUCCUUUCCGGAGCAAUAAUAAUAAAUGGCAGCGCACCUCAUCCAGCCCACAGCAGUCCCUCACCGCCUCACCUCAGAGUCACAGCGGGACCCCGAACCGUGCCGUCAGCCUGGGGGCCAGCAUGGGCAAGACCCUCUCUGCCGAGCGGCCAGAAAGAGCUGCCGCCAUCCCCCGCAGCGUGUCCAGCGAUGGGCGACCUCUGGACUCCAAAAGGAUGUCUCCGGGUUCUGAGAACUAUGCCCUGACCUCCUCUCUCAUGUUGGGCCGCUCGCAGCACAACCGCAGUUCUCCCAGUAACCUCUCCUGCUCCAGUGACACGGGCUCAGGCAGCUCCGCUCACUGGAGGCAGAAGUCCAUGCCUGAGGGAUUUGCACACAACAGGCACUCUCCUCUCCCACCGGAGCGGCAAAUGGCUGCAGAGGGAGGAAGCAGCGGCAAGUCGACCCCCAGCUGGCCGAGAGUGGAGGACAGCUCUGACAGACCACCAUCAGAUGCUCCAGUCACCAAGUCUAGCUCAUCCUACUCAGGCGGCCCACGCAUCCAGAGACAGGAGCAGGUGAUUCACCUUUCACCCAAGAAGGGCAGCCAGUCUGAAGGUCCAUACUCACACUCCAGCAGUAAUACCCUCUCCAGCACCACGUCUAGUGGGGGUCACAGCGAUGACAAGUGGUAUGAUCUGGGUAGCGGAGGGAUGGGAGACCAGCCAGAAUCUGAGCCGAAUGGUCUGGGUGGUGGCGGAUACCUGCAGGGCGCUUCAGCUGACAGUGGUAUUGAUGCUACAUCGUACGGCCCCACCACACACGGGAGUUCCAGCUCUCUGCUUGCUGUGGGAUCUUCUGGGGCCAGAGAGAGAGCCCCUUCACCCUGGCACAGCCCCACAGAUGGGGGCCGGAGGGUGCUUGAGCGAUCCCCUCCUGCUGCUGAAUCCCCAGUUUCCCCUGCUGAUGGGCCGCCGACCACUCGAAGCCCUCCGACUCAUCUGCUGGUGCGGGAUGGCAGCACUUACAGCCUGAGUGACAUGGCCUCCUACUCUAGCAACCGUCACUCCUCUGCGGUCAUAAGCUCCAGCCACAGCUCUCCUCGUGAAGACUCUUCCUCCGCCACCUCUCCAUCCUCCUCCUCCUCCCAGAGCUCAGUCUCACCAGGACCCAAGAGUUUCUAUCCUCGCCAAGGAGCCACUAGCAAAUACCUGAUCGGCUGGAGGAAACCAGGCAGCACCAUCAACUCUGUGGACUUUGGGGACACACGCAAAAGACCUCAAGGUGAGGGUACAGACCUGGGUUCAUCUCAAUCCAGGCCCUCUCUUAGGGAUCUGCACUCUCCUCAAGCCAUGUGCAAGUCCACAGUGGAUGACGAUAUGAAGAAACUCAUUAUUACUCCAGAAAGUCCCCCAUCCAUCAAGCACAAGGAGAAGUUGUCCUCCUCUGGUCCAUCGAGCUCAGGACGGCGUUCUCUGCACCGAACACUGUCGGAUGAGAGUAUAUACCGGGGUCAGCGGUUGCCAUCUCUGGGGGACUCUGUUCUGGAGCAGGCUCUGGCCAGUGAUGUGCUUUUCAGCUGCUCGACCCUUCCACGAUCACCCACCACCCGCGGCGCACCGCUACGCAGACCUUCCUACAAAAUGGGCAUCAAGAUGCAUGGUGACCUCUCAGCGUCUGACACCUCUCUAGCAGACCUGCACGAUCGACAGAGGCUGCCUCCACCUGAGCUGGGUCUCAUGCCCCUGCCAGACACAGACACAGACAGCGGCCUGGACUGGACCCACCUCGUAGAUGUGGCCAAUGCUUUCGAGGGUGAGAGAAGACCACAGCGCAUGCAGAGAGGGUUCAUGUUUAGCUCUCAGGACGUCAGUCAGAGAGGAGAGACUUCACUUAGUCCUCAGCAUCUAGAUCUGCAGCCGGUGCCACACACCAGACUCUCCCCCAGUGAGGGACCUUCAAGCUACGGUGGGAAGGUUUCUCAGCUGGAGGCUUUGGUGAAGAUGUUGCAGGAGGAUUUGAAGAAAGAAAGGGAAGAAAAACUGAAACUUCAGGCACAAAUAAAGAGGCUUUGGGAGGACAAUCAGAGGCUGCAAGAAGAGUCUCAAAGCUCUGCUGCCAAGCUCAAGAAGUUCACAGAGUGGGUCUUUAACACCAUCGAUCUGAACUGAGCCAUCUGCAAAAGACAAGAUCAAUAGACUUUUCGAGGACCAGACAGAUGUGGGAGAGACUUCUUCUUCUUUUUUUUCUAACUCCCAUACGCGACCAGAUUAAGAAUUGUCCAUUCACAAUUCAACAAAACUUGAUGUUCACAUUAGCAUUCCUCUAAAAACUGUCAACAUAUCUGUGGUGAUAAUGACCAACGCUGACGACGUGGCUCAAAGUCAGGGGAGGGCAAAAAUGCAAAUCUUCAGGCUUUUUCAGUGAUGACCUCUCCACUCCAAAUCCCUCGGGACAUCAUUAGAAGUGCCCACAGGAGUAACCCAUAACUGGCUGUGAUGCCAGUCUCUGCCUUUCAGGCUGUUUCAUUCUUGUCCCUCCUGUGCCCUACUUACAACUGACAACCUGAUCUUCAGUUUCAGUCGUAUCCCUGCCCUAAGAAGACCCCCAGCCUCAGUUGAAGACUUCUCUGCUAUGCGAUUAUAUUUCAACAUCCAGCACCAUGUUGUGAAAUUUUGUGGGUCUGGAGUUUGUGCUGUUUUUCUCUCUCCAACUGUAGAAAACAUGUUCGCAUGUUCAGGUUGAAAUCAAUCUACAAACACCACUUUCCACUCUGCUUUUCGGAUACCGUUUACGUUUCAAAAAAUGGAACGCCCGCUUUAAAUCCUGAAGGUGGCAUGAAGUGAUUUGCUCAUAAUGAAGUCAAAACUUGUGUUGUGAUGUGAAGUUUCAUCCCAACAUCAAUUGAAGCAAUAGCGGAGAGUCUGAAUCCUUGUCUUAAAGACUGGACUUACGCGAAACCUAACAACUUUGGCAAUAUCCUGCCUCGAUUCCUCUCAAGUACAUCUCAAGUCUGUGGUACGAACGCCAAUUAUCCUACAAGUCUGGAAUUUCAGGACAAGUCUUAUUUUGGGAACAGUUCAGUUAUUUAUUUAGUUUGUUACGAGUGGACAGUUACAAUUCUCUAUGCGUGCAGUACAAAUGGACAUCUGUGAAUAGGGGAUGUCACUUCGUUGGACUCUUUUUAUUUUUGGUAUUUUUAUUUUUAUUUCUAGUAGAGCUGCAGUAUCUUUCGUUGUGCGAGUUGUGGUGCCCUAGUCUGCUAUUGUGUUGCUUUAGUGCCAUCUAGUGGUAUUAAGUGAUCGUCCCACUUGACUUCAGCUCUAAUCUAUUCCAGUUCGUUUCCACGUUGCCUACACACACAGACACACACACACACACACCCACAGUGAUGGAAACCUUCCAUACAAAUAAGAGAUAAUGCUAUAGAAUGCAGACACACGGGUAUUGGAUUCAAUAUCAGGGAUGAGAGGAGGUGCCUUUCUGAGAAAAGGGAAAAAUAGGAGGGAGAAUUAAAAAUAAACAGGCCAAGUUCUUGUCAAAUGCAAUGGGGUUAAAUACAGGAACUAGCAUCAGAAAGAAUGCCUCAAACUGAGUUAUUUUUCGGGUGCUGUGGCCACCAUUGUGCAAUGAGCACAGAACCAGAGGGAUGGCUAAGUAAUAACUGUCCAGGAUCAAUAAUAUCGAACAGCUGCCCUAUAGUCUCACACCCGGUUAUAGCACUUUGCUCUUCUUGUCAGUUCCUCAAUCCCCCAUCUGAAGAUAGCAGCAUUCCCAGAGCAGAAGAGUCAGGCAUCAAAGACCAAAAGUCCUGGCCUACUUGUACAUCAUUGACCCGAGUAAUGUAUAUAAUAUAGAUCUCCAUUAUACUGUUUAUACUGUUCAGCUGGUGUCUCAGUUGAAGAAAGAGGUGGUGGAUUUCUGGAUGCUUUACAUAUUAUGAUGAAGAUGUGCACAAUGGAUCCGGAGGUAACUUCGAUUUGGGUUUGCGAACAGUUAGCAGCCAUAAUCGAUUCUGUUCUAGGAAUCACUCGAAGUGUCUCAGAAAGUGCCUCCUGAUACCAGCAGAGAACGAAACACUAAGAAUGCCAAACAUUUUGCCUCAGUCCAAACGUCCCUGUAACAAGGAAUGAGCUGCAGAACGACGUGAGAUUAUUCAUUUGAUUUCCAGGUUUUGCUGCCUCAGUCGGAAGGUCAAAACCAGAAAAGAUGACUUCUAUUUAUUCUCUCAUCUCUCCCCUCUGGUUUGCUGUUCAUUUUUCACAUUCUCAAGCCUUUCAAGGUAAAUAUUGAUGACUUUGGGAAUGUUAACUCUUUUACAUCUCUCUGAUCUCUUCUGAUUUUGUUCUUCGCUUCCUGAUUUCAGUUCCUUUGCACUGUUUUUUUCUGUAUAAAUUUAUUGCUAUUGUUUUAUGGACAUGCAUAAACAUGGCUCUUGAUGUUGUUUCUUGGUCGUACGUAUGCAGUCACUUUUGAGAGAGAGAGACAAGGCUGGGAUUGUUUUUCCCUCCCCCCACUCUUGAUCUCUUUUAUAUUGUGUCAUUAGACGUUAAUCCAUAUACUCUCCCAUCUAAACUUUACAAAAAAAAAAAAUUGUGUUUUUAAUGAUGUGCACAUUUUAAAAAGGAGCAUUAAGAUUACAAACAAAAAGUACUGUUUACAUAUUCUGUUCAUCUUCUUUGUAAAGUGUAGAGGUUUAAAAAGAGACUUUCCAGUGAUUACAGUAUUAAGGUUUCAUAAAUAAAUAAUAAUAAUAAAAAAACUCGAUUCGAGGUGCUGUAGUUAUUCAUGACCUGGUCAAAAACAAAUGGCUCAUGCUUGCCGCCUGCUCUCUGAGGUGUAAUCUGCCAUUGCUUUCUGAGCCAAUAAAUUAAUUUAAAUGCCAUAGUUGAAUGUCA
This is a messenger RNA of Danio aesculapii, 8565 nucleotides long. It is a transcript of the gene sipa1l1, whose product is annotated as signal-induced proliferation-associated 1 like 1. The record is from RefSeq and is a predicted model, not a curated record. The transcript is spliced from 21 exons. Lineage: Eukaryota; Metazoa; Chordata; Actinopteri; Cypriniformes; Danionidae. Bases 469 to 5838 code for a protein of 1789 amino acids. Gene Ontology annotation, cellular component: cytoplasm. Gene Ontology annotation, biological process: regulation of small GTPase mediated signal transduction; activation of GTPase activity. Gene Ontology annotation, molecular function: protein binding; GTPase activator activity.